GGUUCAAGCCAUUGUCCUAUCUAAACAUCCCCUCAAUUCUACUCCGAUAAAUAACUCCAUGAUCCUUGUUCAACGCUAACAACUAGACUCUGCGAUAAAUCACACAUGUCUCGCUAUUAAUGAAAGAAAGUCCUGCACAGAACCCCUAGAACAUCCACUCAAUCACAGUCAGCCUUAUUCUUCAACACCACGACACUGUCCAUACAUCAUUGUAUUCACAUACACGGCACUGAGUGUGUGCAUAUUCCCUGUAUACCUCAAACACUGGGCUCAGUUGCAUCGAUAUCGUCAGAUCUAUAGCGUUCAGGCACUACCUAAGCUCAAGGCAUACUCACUACCUUGUAUCGAUCGAGGAAGGAGUGUCUCACCACACUUCAGACGACGGGCAUAACUCCUCUUUUGAGAGAUCUAGUCAUACUCUGACAUCUCAAGAACACUACGAUGGGAUUCUACAUGGCAUAUCUAGAGAGUACGUCGAUUCAUGAGUUCGGAGCUUUCCUCUUUACCACCUCACUAGAAGUUUUCAUUCGAUCCGGCUCUUCAAAUAUAAUCCUGCCCUGGCGGGUGUUGCAUCAAAAGAAGGCUGAAUCGAUCGCCUCACUAUGUCAUAUAUUACCGUUCUCAUGGGAUGCAUAAUCCCGCUGCGCUACCCAAGACAUCCCAAUGGAUAUGCUAUUCCUGAUGGGUCAAUAUUAUGAACGCCAGCGUUACAUUCAUCCCCAAAAUACAAUUUGUGCAACAAAGUCCCUGGUCUAGCCGCUGACAUGUAGACAGAUUUGUGCCGUCGACGAGGUUGGCAAGGUCCCCAGUACAAGACGUACCGCGACGCACAAGGCUACACUUGUCUCGUGCUCGUCAACGGACAGGAGUACCAAACGGAUCUAGCCUACCAAACCGAUGCCCUAGCUCAGGAGAAUGCCGCCACACAGGCCUUUAUGGUUUGCCGUCAGUCAUCAGUCAAUGGAGGGAUGCUGGCUCGUAAUGGUGUUAUCCAAGGAUUGCCUGCCAACGAGACAGGUGGCCGCCAAAAGAAAAGAAAUGAUCGUCAGCGGCAACAUUCCGUGACGCUCAGCAGCAGCUCAUCGAGCACAUCUUCCGAACCGGAAAUUAGAGAAAUCAGAUACCCAAUGACGGUCGGCAGUUAAGAAGUGACUGCGUGUACACCCAUAUUGGUAUAAUGGCGUACCAUCCAAUAAUACACGAACGAUAUACAGUAGGGACCCCGAGGCCAAAAAAAAUUACGAUUUACGACCAUCCAUGACAAAGACGGAUCAUUAAGGGCGGUAUAUUAUCAAAAGGAAAGGAUAUUCCACUGGCACAUUGCAAUUGAUGAAUUUCUCACGAAUUUUCCAUAUAUUCAUUUUAUUCGUUUUAAAAAUGAUGAGAUUAACGAAUUUUACGAAUUUUCUUAACUCGUCUUACAUUUUCUUUCUCUCUUUUCUGUUUGGGGCCAUCAAGAAUCUACACCACUACAAGUACAAAUACUAUUGCAAAAUACUAUCAUGCAUGACGAACGGCCCAUGAUUCAUGGGUAUCACAGCACCGGAAUCGUAGGGAAAAACGAGGCGACUCGAAUCCCAUACACGGUCAUUACGGAGAGGCAGCUAUCUUUUGUGCGUUUGAAGAUUGGAUCGGUGGGUGGCCUAGUUUUGAUGUUUUUGCGUGCUAGUUUAUCGUGAGGAGAAAAGCAAGUGAGCGGGUGAGCGGGUGAGGAGAGAUGAUGAUUUUUAUGUUUAUGUUUAUGUUUAUGUUAUGGUGCGGUAUAGCAUGCAUGCAUGAUUCUUAUACAGGAUGAAAGGCGGAGGUUAGGUUACACUCUCUGAGAGGAAUAGCGCUGCAUUACAUGGAGGAAAAUCUGUUUUGUUUUAUUUUUUCCUAUUGAGCGUCCGAGAGAUGAACAUCAUGAUGAAUGAUGAGGGGCUCGCGCUUCUUUCUUGAAGACAUGGAUUCUUCGACAUGAUGGAUGAUUGAUGAUUGAUGAAUGGAUACAUUUUUUUGCUUUUUAUUUUUGUUUUUAUCAUGUCACAUCUUUUUUGUCAUGAUUUAUGACGACGGGUGAUAUGAUAUGAUAAAGAGACAGAGGGAGAGAGAGAGAGAGAGAGAGAGAAGUCUCUUUGGGCUACCUAGUACCUUAUUUUACGAAUUUACUUGUUUUGUUUCUUCUUAGUUUGGCUGGCUGGAUGAACGAGGGAGAUAUAGU
Molecule: messenger RNA, 2200 nt
Organism: Sclerotinia trifoliorum
Lineage: Eukaryota; Fungi; Ascomycota; Leotiomycetes; Helotiales; Sclerotiniaceae
Source: the annotation of a GenBank genome assembly